GUGAACUCAACUGACUGGUUACAUCUGUAAAAGGGGAGUGGCUGGAGUACCAUAGUACUUCUGACCGUGCCUCAAACUACAUUAUAUAAACAGAAACCAGUUUGCUUGUGUGAGAAAAAGUACAGCAGAGAAACCAGCAGCAGUCAACAUGUCUUCAGAUCCGCACAAGAUCGCUCGAGCAGAGCUGUUUGAUUUCCAUGGCGUCUCAAUGACUCACUUUUACACAGACAACUGGGACAACGUCCAAAACUUUCAGGCCAGGCCAGAUGAUAUACUUAUUGUGACAUACCCCAAAGCAGGAACCACGUGGGUCUCCUACAUCCUGGAACUGCUGUAUUUUGGUCAGACAGAGCGUCAGACAUCCGUCCCAAUCUUUGAUAGAGUGGCUUUCUUGGAGAGCACCGUCUCACCUAAGGGUCCAGGAACAGACUUGGCGGACAACCUCCCCACUUCUCCUCGACUCAUUAAAACUCACUUGCCACACCAGUUUGUGCCAAAGUCCUUUUGGGAGCAAAACUCCAGGAUAAUCUACGUGGCUCGCAACGCCAAAGACAACGUGGUGUCUUAUUUUCAUUUUGAUCGCAUGAUCAGGACUCAGCCAGAGCCCGGAGAGUGGAGCAGCUACAUCCACAGAUUCAUGGAGGGAAAGAUGGUGUUUGGAUCCUGGUACGACCAUGUGAACGGCUGGUGGAAGAAGAAACGGACUCACUCCAAUGUCCAUUACAUGUUCUAUGAAGAUCUGAGUGAGGAUACUGGACGGGAAAUAGACAAGCUCUGCAGUUUCCUCGGUUUGUCCCAUUCGGACGAGGAGAAGAAGAGAGUUUUAAGCGGAGUGCAGUUUGAUAAAAUGAAAAAGGAUGACAUGAUCAACUAUUCGACGCACUGUGCUAUGGAUUUCAAAAUUUCUCCAUUCAUGAGAAAAGGAAAGGUUGGUGACUGGAAGAACCAUUUCACUGUGUCCCAGAGUCAACAGUUUGAUGAAGACUACAAGAAAAAGAUGAAGAAUUCACCACUUCAGUUCCGCACUGAAAUUUGAACAGGGCUGAAAAGGCUGUGUAUAUUUGUAGAUGGAUUAAUAACUCUUGUUGAAUGAAUAUACUACUCAGUGGGGAGCACAUUUUAUAUACAUUUCACACACGCAUUUCAGAUAUUACUCUGGGAUGUUAUUUAUCUCCCGGGUCUUUCCAUAAAGAGCAGGUCUAGACCGACUCUGGGAUGUUAUUUAUCUCCCAGGUCUUUCAUAAAGACCGGUCUAGACCGGACUCUGGGUGUUUUAUCUCCCAGUCUUU
This is a messenger RNA of Etheostoma spectabile (orangethroat darter), 1289 nucleotides long. Its product is annotated as cytosolic sulfotransferase 3. Gene Ontology annotation, molecular function: sulfotransferase activity. The transcript is spliced from 8 exons. Bases 149 to 1036 code for a protein of 295 amino acids. NCBI's taxonomy places the organism in Eukaryota, Metazoa, Chordata, Actinopteri, Perciformes, Percidae. The record is from RefSeq and is a predicted model, not a curated record.